Molecule: messenger RNA, 330 nt
Organism: Cooperia oncophora
Lineage: Eukaryota; Metazoa; Nematoda; Chromadorea; Rhabditida; Trichostrongylidae
Source: the annotation of a GenBank genome assembly
AUGAUGUCUUCAAUCUUUCUUCCUGUGCUGGCUUUGUCGAUGCUUCGUGCAAGCGUCUACGGUUUCAUCACAAGUCAAGUUCUUAACAUGGCAAGAGCUGGGCAGUGGGUUGCCUUACAAGGAGCCGUCAAUAAGGCGAUGGUACAGAUGGUGCAAGUUGGAAAUGUCCCUGGAGCUUAUCCGCACAUUAUCACGAUUAGCGAAGCCGAAAAUUUUUGUGUUCACCAGGGUUCCCAUCUGGUGUCUGUCCACUCAGACGAUGAGAAGAACUUCCUUGCAGGUCACUAUAAUCAUCGCAUUAACACACAAACUUCAAACAUUCACUUUUGA